AUGGGCGAGGCCCAGGAAUGUCAGCAGAGAGAUUACAACCGCCACGCAUCUGAUAAGCCGUUACAACUGGGAGACAGAGUCUGGCUCAGGAAAUUCUCCAGAACACACAAGUUAGACUCCAUCUGGAAGACAGAGCCUUAUACCAUCACUGCUGUGCCCUACCCCGAUUCAGACGUUUAUGAGGUUCAGAAGACUGGAUUUGAACUGCAGGUGGUCUAUAGGAAUCGGAUUAAAUUGUGCCUUAGGGAAGACUUACUGGCACUGCCUCCUCCUGCUCCCAUAGCUGACAGACCUGUGAGGGAAUACGUCCCAGGAGAAGGGAUUCACCCAUCCAUGGACAUUCCGAUGUUCUUCCCUCUUCAACCUGCAAUGUUCUGUGGUUUACCCUGUCCAGCUCCAGCACAACCAUCAUUAGUCUCCUCUCCUGCUACAAAUUUGUCUCCAGUGACAACUCCAGGAAGGUCAGAACCCCUCUCACCCAUUCCAAUGGCUUCCCUCAGUCCAGGAUUGAAUAUGACUCCUGUAUCCAGCCCUCAAGCUGGUCCCUCCGGGACUGAAGUUACAAGAGAACUGACAGUAGAAGAUGUUCCUGAAACCCAAGAGGAUGUGUUCAGGAUGCUCUUCCUGGCCAGAAAAUGCUCCUGUAGCUCAAUAAAAUGCACGUAUCCAGAAAGGAUGUUAUGUGACCAAUGUGGUGUUGUUGAACCGGAGGUCAGCGUCUUCUGGUAUUGGCUGCAGAUAGUCAUGGUGAAUGGCAGCCGUAUUCCCUCCACGUUCCACCUCACAGGCUUGUCUGGUCUGGAGGACAUCUACGGUUGGAUCUCCGUUCCCUUCUGUCUAAUUUUUUCUGUCUCCAUUGCUGGGAAUGGUCUCAUCCUCUAUGUGAUAUGUUGUGACUUCAAGCUCCGUCAGCCGAUGUUCCUGUUCCUGUCCACGCUGGCCGUCACUGACAUUUUCUUCUCGAUGUUCACAAGCCCCUCAGUGCUCGGUAUCUUCUUGUUUCACCACUAUAGCAUUCAGUCUCAAGCGUGUCUCCUACAGAUGUUCUUCAUCCAUUUAUUGUCCAUCACGGAGUCCUCACUCUUAGCAGCUAUGGCCUUUGACCGUCUUGUUGCCAUUUGUCACCCCCUAAGGUACGCGGCCAUUCUUACCAACACAGUAGUGGCCAAGAUCAUCUUGGUAUCAGUCAUCCGGGGGACAUUAUUUCUUCCGGCAGUGAGCAGUCUCCCCUUUCUUCCAUACUGUAAGGGGAACCUCCUGUCCCACUCGUACUGUUUGCACCAGGACGUGAUGAAGUUGGCAUGUGAUGGCACCUACACCUUCAACAUCAUAUAUGGCAUUGCUGCCAUCCUCGGCACUGUCACUGUAGACAUGAUACUCAUUGUCAUCUCCUAUGUCUUGAUCAUCAGGUCGGUCCUUCACCUCACCUCCACCCUGGAGCAGCAUAAGUUAUUUAACACGUGUGUGUCACACCUCUGUGCCGUCUGCAUGUUCUACGUCCCCAUGGUGGGCCUAUCGGUGGUGCACAGAUUUAAUAUACAUGCAUCGCCAGUUUUUACAAACGUCAUAGCCAAUGCUUUCGUGCUUGUCCCACCUAUGCUCAACCCAAUCAUUUACAGCAUCAGGAGUCGGCAAAUACGCGAGAGUUUUGGCAAAACUUUCCAGUUCUUGGUUGUCUGGUAA
This is a messenger RNA of Hyla sarda, 1683 nucleotides long. Its product is annotated as olfactory receptor 51G2-like. Gene Ontology annotation, molecular function: G protein-coupled receptor activity; olfactory receptor activity. Gene Ontology annotation, cellular component: membrane. Lineage: Eukaryota; Metazoa; Chordata; Amphibia; Anura; Hylidae. The transcript is spliced from 4 exons. The record is from RefSeq and is a predicted model, not a curated record. The coding region runs from base 1 to 1683 and encodes 560 amino acids. Gene Ontology annotation, biological process: G protein-coupled receptor signaling pathway.